Neocloeon triangulifer is the source of this 1378-nucleotide messenger RNA. Its product is annotated as allatostatins-like. The record is from RefSeq and is a predicted model, not a curated record. Lineage: Eukaryota; Metazoa; Arthropoda; Insecta; Ephemeroptera; Baetidae. The transcript has 3 exons. Bases 127 to 915 code for a protein of 262 amino acids.
CUCACCCUGCGAGGCGAUAACACUUUGGUUUAUGCCACAAGCAGCAACAGUCUUCGCCACAACAGGUGGAGCUGCACCGACUUCCUUCGCCACUUGCUGACUGGACCACAUCCUUUGCCAAAGAGAAUGGGCAGCGAAAAUGGUGGAGUUUGUUGCCGCCGAUUGCUGCUGGUCGCGCUCGCCUUGCACUGCUGCCGCGCUUCGGCCGCCCCCGAAGGCACCGAGGUGUCGUCGGCGGCCGCCCCCGAGCACCAGCACGAUGCUGCGGCGUCGGCGGCCGGCGAGGAGGACGACCUCGACUGGCAGUACCUGAGCAACAACGCGAUUCCCGCGGUCAAUAAGCGCGCCUACUACGUGUCCGAGUACAAGAGACUGCCCGUGUACAACUUCGGACUGGGCAAACGCUCGCCGCCGCCCAACAACAAGUACUACGCCUUUGGCCUCGGCAAACGCGAGCGCGGCGGCGGCCGCCAGUACUCGUUCGGCCUCGGCAAGAGGCCAAACAACCUCUACUCGUUCGGCCUCGGCAAAAGGUCCAUGGACUUUGCUCCGUCUGACAACACGUUUGACGACGACGAGACAGAGGAGGAAUUCGACGCGUCCUACGAAGACGAGGACAGUGACGAGCUGAACGAGGACAAACGUGCCGCCGGUCCUUACACCUUUGGUUUGGGCAAACGUUUCGGCAAAAACCCGUACAGCUUCGGAUUGGGCAAAAGAGCGCCGAGCAAAUACAGUUUCGGCCUGGGCAAGCGGUUGACGGGCGGCGGUGGGCGGCAGUACAGCUUCGGUUUGGGCAAAAGGACGAACAGGCAAUACUCAUUCGGACUGGGAAAGCGGGAAAUCUCGACGGAGGAGCUGCAGGCCUUCCAGCAGCAGCAGCAGAAAACAAGAAUGUUGGCCAAGCCCAACUAGAAGAAAACGCACAUUUUCAAACACAUUCAAUUCAUAGACACUUUCCUGCGCUCUCUUGUUGUUCUUCUCCUUUCUCUCUCCUCUCAAUGUCUGUCAUUUAACACUGAGAAAACUCUAGCAAAAACCUUAUCGUCAGCAGCAGAGAGCAGGUGAAGAGAAAUCGAUGUGACGAAAGACGUGAAUAUUUAAUUAUGACCUAAGUAAAUGUUAAUAAAAAGAUUAUCUUUGAAUUAUUGAAUCAUCACCAGAGAGAAAGAGAGCAAGCGUUACUUAUUGAUCGGCUGAAAGUCUGUUGGCUUUUAAAAAAAAUCCUAUCCAUAUAUUAAACUGACGAUUGAGAGAGUUGAUUAAAAUUAUUAAAUGGAGUUUUAGUCUACCUGAACGCACGUGUUCUUUAUAUUAUUUCUGUACCAUCAGCGUUGUGGCCACUUAUUUUUAUCAAAUAAACCAACAUUGUUUCUGA